Messenger RNA from Eptesicus fuscus (big brown bat), 7876 nucleotides. Its product is annotated as myomegalin-like. Gene Ontology annotation, molecular function: zinc ion binding. Gene Ontology annotation, cellular component: nucleus; microtubule organizing center. The coding region runs from base 269 to 7777 and encodes 2502 amino acids. The transcript is spliced from 40 exons. The record is from RefSeq and is a predicted model, not a curated record. NCBI's taxonomy places the organism in Eukaryota, Metazoa, Chordata, Mammalia, Chiroptera, Vespertilionidae.
UUGCAGGUUCCGCGCACGGCCUGCUCUGCUGUCACUUUAGCAUCGCCCCGAGGCGUUUCCGCGCUCGCGCCCUCCCCGAGGGGCGGGGCUGGCCACUCCGGUACCCAGCGCUCGCGCGCGGGUGGCAGAGGUGACCCCCUGCACCGUGGGCAUCGCCGCGGGCUGUGCCAUGCCGGCACGAAGCCGCCGCGGUGGGAGACGGAGCGCCGCGCCGCGCCGGUGAGUGAACCCCGCGCCGCGGCCGCCUCGGGGGAGGCUGAGAGAGAAGAUGAAGGAGAUCUGCAGGAUCUGUGCCCGCGAGCUGUGCGGAAACCAGCGGCGCUGGAUCUUCCACACGACGUCCAAGCUCAACCUCCAGGUUCUGCUCUCGCACGUCCUCGGCAAGGAUGUCUCCCGCGACGGCAAAGCCGAGUUUGUUUGCAGCAAGUGUGCUUUCAUGCUUGAUCGGAUCUACCGCUUCGACACCGUCAUUGCCCGGAUCGAAGCCCUGUCCAUCGAGCGCUUGCAGAAGCUGUUGCUGGAGAAGGACCGCCUCAAGUUCUGCAUCGCCAGCCUGUAUCGCAAGAAUAACGAGGACUGGGGCGCGGAGACCAAGGCGGGGAACGGGACGGUUGACAUUUCCGGCUUACCCGACGUGAGGUACUCGGCGCUGCUCCAGGAAGACUUCGCCUAUUCGGGGUUUGAGUGUUGGGUGGACAACGAGGACCAGAUCCAGGAGCUACACAGCUGCCAUGGUUCGGAAGGCCCUGGACACCGACCCAGGAGAUGCCGUGGUUGUGCAACUUUGCGGGUUGCCGAUUCUGACUAUGAAGCCAUUUGCAAAGUGCCUCGCAAGGUGGCCAGAAGUAUCAUGUGCGGCCCUUCCUCCAGGUGGUCCACCAGCAUUUGCACUGAAGAACCAGCGUUGUCUGAGGUUGGGCCCCCGGACUUACCAAGCACCAAGGUCCCCCCCGAUGGAGAAAGCAUGGAGGAAGGGACACCGGGAUCCUCGGUGGAAUCUUUGGAUGCAAGUGUCCAGGCUAGCCCUCCACAGCAAAAGGAUGAGGAACCCGAGAGAAGUGCGAAGGAGCUUGUCAAGUGUGACUGCUGCUCAGAGGAGCAGGCUCCGCAGCAUACGUGUAACCACAAGCUGGAGCUAGCUCUUAGCAUGAUUAAAGGGCUUGAUUAUAAGCCCAUCCAGAGCCCCCGAGGGAGCAAGCUUCCUAUUCCCGUGAAAUCCAGCCCCCCUGGAGCCAGGCCUGGCCCUAGCGUGACAGAUGGCGUUAGUUCCGGUUUCCUUCACCGGUCUUUGAAACCCCUGUACAGCACACCUGUCAGUUACUCCCUGGAGAUUUCAGAGCUGCAGGAGCUGUGGGAUGAUCUCUGUGAAGAAUAUUUGCCACUCCGGGUCCAGCCCAUGACCGAAGAGUUAUUCAAACAACAAAAGCUGAAUUCAGAUGAGACCAUUAUAACUCAACAGUCGGUACCUGAGUCCCACAUGGCAGAACUCCAGGAAAAAAUCCAGCAAACAGAGGCUACCAACAAGAUUCUUCAAGAGAAACUGAAUGAAAUGAGCUGUGAACUAAAGUCUGCUCAGGAGUCAUCUCAGAAGCAAGAUGGUACAAUUCAAAGCCUCAAGGAAACUCUGAAAAGCAGGGAAAGUGAGACGGAGGAGUUAUACCAGGUGAUCGAAAGUCAAAAUGACACAAUGGCAAAGCUUCGAGAAAUGCUUCACCAAAGCCAGCUUGGACAGCUUCAUAGCUCAGAGGGUACUCCAGCUCAGCAACAAGUGGCUCUGUUUGACCUGCAGAGUGCUCUAUUCUGCAGCCAGCUGGAAAUACAGAAGCUCCAGAGGGCCGUCCGACAGAAAGAACGCCAGCUGGCUGACGCCAAACGGUGUGUGCAGUUUGUCGAGGCCGCGGCCCACGAGAGAGAACAGCAGAAAGAGGCUUCUUGGAAGCAUAACCAGGAAUUGCGGAAAGCCUUACAGCAGCUACAAGGAGAAUUACAGAGUAAGAGCCAACAACUCUGUACCCUGGAGGCUGAAAAAUACAAUGAGAUUCGAACCCAGGAGCAACACAUUCAGCAUCUAAACCAUAGUCUAAGUCACAAAGAACAUUUGCUUCAGGAAUUUAGGGAGCUCCUGCAAUAUCGAGAUAACUCGGACAAAACGUUUGAAGCAAAUGAAAUGUUGCUUGAGAAACUGCGGCAGCGAAUACAAGAUAGAGAUGCUGCGCUAGAGCGGGCUAUCGAUGAAAAGUUCUCCACUCUAGAAGAAAAAGACAAAGAGCUGCGGCAACUUCGUCUGGCCGUGAGAGAGCGAGAUCUUGACUUAGAGAGGCUGCGCGGUAUCCUCUCCUCUAAUGAAGCUACCAUGCAGAGUAUGGAGAGCCUCCUGAGGGCCAAGGGCCUGGAAGUGGAGCAGUUAUCUGCUACCUGUCAAAACCUCCAGUGGCUGAAAGAAGAAAUGGAAACCAAAUUCAGCCAUUGGCAGAAGGAACAAGAGAGUAUCAUUCAGCAGUUACAGACAUCUCUGCACGACAGGAACAAAGAAGUGGAGGAUGUUAGUGCAACCUUGCUCUGCAAACUCGGACCAGGGCAGAGUGAGAUCGCUGAGGAGCUGUGCCAGCGUCUACAGCGCAAGGAAAGGAUGCUGCAGGACCUUCUGAGUGACCGAAACAAACAAGCAGUGGAACACGAAAUGGAGAUUCAGGGCCUGCUUCAGUCUAUGAGCACCAGGGAGCGGCAGAGCCAGGCUGCUGCCGAGAAGAUGGUGCAAGCCCUAAUGGAAAGAAAUUCAGAACUGCAGGCCCUUCGCCAAUAUUUAGGAGGGAAAGACUUCACGGUGUCCCAAGCACUCAUUUCUAGCCAGCCGACCGGAGUGACCUCCAUCAGCCCCCGCCUCGGAGAGCAGACUGGUCAAGGUUCAGUGCACAUACCCUCCAGAGAUGAUAGAACUUCAUUGACUGCCAAAGGGGAUACCACCGUACCCAAGUCCCCAUUAGGAGACUUGGACACAGUUGCAGGGCUGGAAAAAGAACUGAGUAAUGCCAAAGAGGAACUUGAACUCAUGGCUAAAAAAGAAAGAGAAAGUCGGAUGGAACUUUCUGCUCUACAGUCCAUGAUGGCUGUGCAAGAGGAAGAGCUGCAGGUGCAGGCUGCUGAUAUGGAGUCCCUGACCAGGAACAUACAGAUUAAAGAAGACCUCAUAAAGGACCUGCAGAUGCAACUGGUUGAUCCUGAAGACAUACCAGCUAUGGACCGCCUGACUCAAGAAGUCUUACUUCUUCGGGAAAAAGUUGCUUUGGUAGAAUCACAGGGUCAGGAAGCUUCAGGAAACCGAAGACAACAACUGCUGCUGAUGCUGGAAGGACUAGUAGAUGAACGGAGUCGGCUCAAUGAGGCCUUACAAGCAGAGCGACAGCUCUAUAGCAGCCUGGUGAAGUUCCACGCCCAUCCCGACAGCUCUGACAGAGACCAGACUCUGCAGGUGGAACUGGAAGGGGCCCAGGUGUUACGCGGUCGGCUCGAAGAAAUUCUUGGAAGAAGCCUGGAGCGCUUAAGCAGGCUGGAGACCCUGGCCGCCAAUGGAGGUGCAGCUGCAGGGGAUGACACCGAGGAUGCGAGCACUGAGUUCACUGACAGCAUUGAGGAGGAGGCUGCACACAACAGCCACCAGCAACUCGUCAAAGUGGCUUUGGAGAAGAGUCUGGCAGCUGUGGAGAGCCAGAACAUGUCUCUCUGCCCUCCGUCCCCAACAGGAGGGGGCAGUAACAGGGGUCUUCAGGAGGAAAUGCUCCACCUGAGAGCUGAGGUCCACCAGCACCUCGAGGAGAAGAGGAAAGCCGAGGGGGAACUGAAGGAGCUGAAGGCUCAAAUCGAGGAAGCAGGAUUCUCCUCUGUGGCCCACAUCAGAAACACCAUGCUGAGCCUUUGCCUUGAGAACGCAGAGCUGAAAGAACAGAUGGGAGAAGCAAUGUCUGAUGGAUGGGAGAUGGAGGAGGACAAGGAGAAGGGCGAGGCGAUGGUGGAGACGGUCGUGGCCAAAGGGGGUCUGAAUGAGAAGAGCCUUCAGGCUGAGUUCAGAAAGCUCCAGGGAAAACUGAAGAAUGCCCACAACAUCAUCAACCUCCUCAAAGAACAGCUGGUGCUGAGCAGCAGGGAAGGUAAUAGUAAGCUGAGUCCAGAGCUCCUGGUGCACCUGGCCAGGGAGAUCGACAGAAUGAACACAGAGCCAGUGUGCUCUCCUGGGAAGCACCAAGGCCAAGAAGAGGAGGACGUGACCGGGAGGCCCCGCCCCAGACCCCAGAGCCUUGACCUUGGGGCUGCCCUUGCAGUGGAUGCCCACCAACUGGACGACCAGCCCCAAGCCCGUGACCCUGGGCCACCGUCGGAAUUGAGCCUCCCAAGACCCACCCAGCACCUGCGCUCCCAGCUGGCGCAGUGCAGGCAGCGCUAUCAGGAUCUGCAGGAGAAGCUGCUGGUAGCGGAAGCCACUGUGUCAGCCCAGGCCAGCCAGCUGGAGAAGUUCAGGCUCAUGCUCAGUGAAUCCUUGGUGAAGCAGGCCAGCAAGCAGGUUCAGGUGGACCUCCAGGACCUGGGGUACGAGACCUGUGGCCGGAGCGAGAAUGAGGCUGAGCGGGAGGAGAGCACCAGCCCAGAGUGCGAGGAGCAUGACAGCCCCAGGGAAACAGUCCUCAUGGAGGGGCUGUGCUCUCAGCAGGAGCGCCUGGGCCCGACCCUGGCCGGCCCCCUCAAGAGGAAGCCCUUGGAGAGCCAGCUGGGGAAGCAGGAGGAGUUCCAGGCAUAUGGAAAGUCCGAAGACAUCUCUGUCCUCCGGAAGGACAUCAAAGAUCUGAAGGCCCAGCUGCAGACCGCCCACAAGAUCAUUCAAAACCUCAAGAGCCGGGUCCGGUCUCUCUCCGUCACCAGCGACUACUCGUCCAGUCUGGAGAGACCCCGCAAGCUAAAGGCCGUUGGCACCCUCGAGGGAUCUUCGCCUCAUAGUGUCACUGACGAGGACGAGGGGUGGUUGUCCGAUGGCACUGGGGCUUUCUACCCCCCAGACCUUCAGGCUAAGAAGGACCUGGAGAGUCUGAUUCAGAGGGUGUCCCAGCUGGAGGCCCAGCUCCCGAAGUCCGGACUGGAAGGGAAGCUGGCCGAGGAGCUGAGAUCAGCCUCGUGGCCUGGGAAAUAUGAUUCCCUGAUUCAGGACCAGGCGCGAGAACUAUCCUACCUACGCCAGAAAAUACGAGAAGGGAGAGGCAUCUGUUAUCUCCUCACCCAGCAUGCAAAAGAUACAGUCAAGUCUUUUGAGGACCUCCUAAGGAGCAAUGACAUUGACUACUACCUGGGGCAGAGCUUCCGGGAGCAACUCGCCCAGGGAAGCCAGCUGACGGAGCGGCUCGCCAGCAAACUCAGCACCAAGGAUCAUAAAAGUGAGAAAGAUCGAGCUGGACUUGACCCGCUGGCCCUCAGCCUCCGCAGGGAGCUGCAGGAGAAGGAGAAAGUGAUUGAGGUCCUGCAGGCCAAGCUGGACGCCCGGUCCCUCUCGCCCUCCAGCAGCCGCGCCCUGUCCGACUCCCAGCGCUCACCCAGCAGCUCCUCCUUCCUGUCCGAGGAGCUGGAAGCCUGCUCCGACAUGGACGUAGCCAGCGAGGACACACACUAUGAAGAGAAGAAAGCUUCGCCUGGUCACCCAGAUUCCAUCCAUCACUCAAGUCAUUCUGCUGUACUGUCUGCUACACCAUCAUCUACCACUGCGCCUCAGGGGGUUAAGGCCGAGCCCAGCAGCAAUCCCAGCAGCCUGCCUGCUCCCCAGAACCCCCCGCAGGAGGCCACCCAGGCCCGUCCAGGCCUUCCUUUCUCCUCCAUACCCACGCGGGUUAGCCUCCCGCAGGCGCCAUUGCCCUCAGCUCCACCCAGCUUCCUGCCCUUCUGCCCCACUGGCCCUCCCCUCCUCGGCUGCUGUGAGAGGCCCGCGGUCUCCUUGGCCGAGGCUCAGCAGGAGCUGCAGAUGCUGCAGAAGCAGCUGGGAGAAAGUGUCAGCACCGUCCAUCCCGCCUCCCCGGCUACAUUGCUGAGCAGCCACUCAGACGCCAGCUCUUCCCACUUCCUCCACCCUGCCCAGCCCCACUCUCCUCCGAGGGGCGCCCUAGAACUGGGCGGGAUCCUGGAGCCCCGGUACCUGGGCAGCAGCGGCCAGUGGGAUAUGAUGAGGCCUCAGAAAGGGAGCGUAUCGGGGGACCUGUCCUCGGGCUCCUCCCUGUGCCAGCUGAACUCCAAACCCACAGGGGCUGACCUGCUAGAGGAGCACCUUGGCGAGAUCCGGAACCUGCGCCAGCGCCUGGAGGAGUCCAUCUGCAUUAACGACCGCCUGCGGGAGCAGCUGGAGCACCGGCUCAGCUCCACGGCCCGCGGAAGCGGAUCCACGUCUAACGUCUACAGUCAGGGUCUGGAGCCCACGGCUCAGCUGCACAGCGAGAACAGGGCCCUUCGAGAGGAGAACCGCAGCCUCCAGGCUCAGCUGAGUCACCUGUCGCGAGAGCACUCCCAGGAGGCGGAGUGCCUGCGGGAGGCGCUGCUGGCCUCGCGGUCCCGGCUGCAAGAGCUGGAAGCGGAGCUGGAGCACCAGAAGGUGGACCGGCAGCAGCUUUUGGGAGACUUGAAAGAGAAGCAGCAGGAGAUCUUGCAUUUCCAGGAGGAACGACUCUCCCUCCAGGAGAAGGACUCCAGGCUGCAGCACAAGCUGGCCCUCCUGCAGCAACAGUGCGAGGAGAAGCAGCAGCUCUUCCAGACCCUCCAGUCGGAGCUGCAGAUCUACGAGGCGCUUCACGGCAGCUCCAAGAAGGGGCCGCAAGCUCACACCUGGGAUGCCUGCCACCAGGUCCCUUUGAGCAGCGACCUGAGCCACCUGGUGGCCGAGAUCCGGGCCCUGAGAGGGCAGCUGGAGCAGAGCAUUCAGGUGAACAACAGCCUGCGGCUGCAGCUGGAGCAGCAGCUGGACCGCGGUGCCGGCAGAGCCAGCCCCGGCCCCUGCGGCAGCCACAGCUCGCCCGCCAGCACGGGCCCUGGGGACAAGCAGCCGCUCCUCCCAGAUGCAGUCGCCUCCCCUCCCGUUCGGGACGUCGGCAUGAACCCAGCCCUGGUCUUCCCGGGCUCUUUCACGGCUCCCGGUCCAGACACCGCCCUCCUCAGUAGGACUAAUGAUCUGGGUUUUGAUGGAGUGAAGAGCCCUCCCAAGCUGGAGGGCGAUGCUGCUGACGGCUGCUUCGCCAAUAAGCACGGCCGCCAUGUGGUCGGCCACAUCGACGACUACAGCGCCCUGAGCCAGCAGAUCGGGGAGGGCAGGCUGCUGGCCAGCAAGAUCGCGUCCGCCGUGAGAUCCGCCUGCAGCUGCCCUGGCCUCGAGGCUCGGGGCUCCGAGGUGCUGGGCAGCGAAGGCGUCCGUGAACUUCGCAGCAGCGCCAAUGCCCUAGGCCACGUGUUGGACGAGUCGGCCUCCCUCCUGACCAUGUUCUGGCGGGCGGCCUUGCCCAGCUCCCACGGCCCUGCGCUGCCUGGCAAAGCGGGAGAGUCCACGGCGAGGGAGCUCCUGGAGCUGAGAACCAAGCUUUCCAGGCAGGAGAGCCUCCUCCAGAGCACGGCCGAGCGCCUGAGGACCGCCAGCCGGCAGAAGGAGAGCCUGGAGCAGUUCAUCUUCAGUCAGCUGACCAGGACGCACGAUGUUUUGAAGAAGGCAAGGACUAAUCUGGAGGUGAAAUCGCUAAGGGCCUUGCCGUGCGCUCCCGCCUUGUGACCCUGGCCUCCCAGGAGCCAUGCAAGAAGCGAGGCCACCAGAGGUCCUUAAAGCCGCAGGAAGGAUGGGCCUGCCCCCGUUUCGAGCAGCUGCCGCUCU